UUUCAACUGCAUCAAGAGCAAUGAAAGUACAAGCCAUUAUCGCCUUCGCCGCGAGCGUUGUUGCCGUCGUGUCUGGGUCAGUCGCGCCCUGGGAGCAGUAUAUCCUGUCACCUGCGUCUCGAGACAUCGCUCCUGUCGGCAUCUACGGCUCCUCCGGCAAUGUCAACGUCUCCGAUCUUACUGCCACGCUGUCCCGUAACGGAUCCACCGUCACCUACGAUUUCGGCAAGCAAGUGACGGGCUUCGUCACGCUGCAGUUCGGUUCGGGUACCACAAGCAACACACAGCUCGGUGUCGCCUUCUCUGAGAGUGCCCAGUACAUCGGUAUCGAGUCCGAUCUAUCUACCGACAUGGCUAUCAUUGACGGCACCAUCUACGCUCCUGCUGCACCUGAUUCCACCUACACUUUCGGCCGUGAAUUCGCUCGAGGCAGCUAUCGCUAUCUAACGCUGUCUACAAGCUCCUCCGACCCGAUUGAGAUCACUGGAGUGUCCACGCACUUCACGGCGGCUCCUGCUACCGACGGCGAUAAGCUACGUGAGUAUUCCGGCUACUUCUACAGUGACGACGACCUGCUCAACCGGAUCUGGUACGCCGGUGCGUACACCGUACAGAUCUGUACGAUUGCGUCGAACGAAUCUCGUGCGAACCCACCGACCAUUACUGAGUACGGCUGGUUCAACAAUGCCACCAUCCAGAACGUGUCUACCGGUGCUGAGGUGUAUGUGGACGGCGCCAAACGCGACCGUACGCCGUGGCCUGGUGACUUUGGCGUCGCUACGCUGUCCAAGACGGUAACGUUGAACGACGACAACCUUCUAUCUGUUCGUCACGCUAUUAACUCGCUCUACGCGAUCCAGAACACGACGAACGGGCAGUUCGCCUACGCUGGAACGCCCAUUGCUCCUCGAGUGCAACUCGCGGGUAUCAACUCUGAUACGUACCACAUGUGGACGCUGAUCGCGCUAGUCGACUACGCGGUUCUCACCGCUGACACGGAGUUCCUUAAGAGCCACUGGGACCAAGCACUCUAUGGUUUUGAGUUUAUCCUCGGCAAUGUCGACUCUUCCGACAUGCUUCUGAACGUCACGGGUAUAUACGAUUGGGGCCGUGUUGGUCAAGGAGGCAAGAACAUUGCAGCCAACUCGCUUUUGUAUCAUGCAUUGUAUAGCUACGUCGACGUGGCUCAGCACCUGGGCUAUGAGAUCCCUUCCUACAAUGGCACAGCGUUCGGGGAUAUCGCCAGUGCUGUGAAGACCGCGGUUAAUACCAACCUUUGGGACGACUCGGUCGGUCUCUUCCGUGAUAACACUACUGCUGCCGGUGCCGAGCUUCACCCGCAGGACGGCAACUCGCUCGCUGUCCGGUACAACUUGACCCAGUCAUCAGAACAAGCCGCUACUGUAUCAGAGAGCCUUGCUGCCCGUUGGAACGAGUUCGGCGCCGUGUCACCCGAAGGUCUCGGCUCUAUCUCGCCUUUCAUCACGAGUCUAGAGGUGGAAGCUCAUCUGCGUGCUACGCCUGGCAACGCAUCACUCGCUCUCGAGAUCAUUCGUCGUCAAUGGGGCUACAUGCUCAAUACGUUCAGUAACUCUACCACCAUUGAGGCUUACUACGUAACGGGAGAGCUUAUGUACCCAUUCUACGGUCUCGAGCUGGGUGCAUACAUCUCGCACGCACACGCUUGGUCCACGGGUCCGACGGCGUCUUUGACGUUGCAUGUGGGCGGUUUGAGUCCUGUGACGGACGCUGGUAAGACGUGGGAGUUUGUACCCCACGCAGCUGGAACGGGUAUUGGUGAGCUGCAGACUGGGUACUCACUGGCGACGGGAGACUUCUCUGUCAAGUGGACGACCAAGGACGAGGACAGUUUCUUCCAGGCCGACAUUGAGACUCCGCAGAACACGACGGGGUCCAUCUCAGUUCCCACGUUCGGCAAGUCGCUAGACGCGAUCGAGAUUUUUAUCAACGGUAACACGGUGUGGACCAAUGGUGCGUCGUCGUGGACUGGCUUCGGUACAGCCACUUCAUCGAGUGACUUCGUGACGGUGUCACAGGUGCCGUACGGAGGCUGGUUCUCCAUUGUCGCCAAGGACGCGUAAGGCGAAGAUGUGGCAAUGAAACUACAGUAACAUCUCUUUAUAGAGGUAAGAUCUAUAUAGGUGUUUAUCUGAACAAAUUGAGAUUUGUUAUCCCUCUUUAUUCGCUGA
Molecule: messenger RNA, 2210 nt
Organism: Phytophthora nicotianae INRA-310
Lineage: Eukaryota; Oomycota; Peronosporomycetes; Peronosporales; Peronosporaceae
Exons: 1
Coding region: 21-2102 (693 amino acids)
Biological process (GO): carbohydrate metabolic process
Source: RefSeq, a predicted model, not a curated record